GGCCUGCGGUAUGGUCAAGUCACUAGUAGACUUUCCCGGUUUCUCCAGAUCUAACAAGUCAAUACGCUCGGAGUGAGGAUCUCCGCUGCACAGUCUCGCUGCAUAUGGUUGUGGAUGUUUGUGUGUUAUACCAAGAACUCGGUCAAGCCGUGUGAAAACGUGAAUACACGUUCCUUCUAUUCGUGAUUUGCGAGUGAAUAUGCUGAAUAUAAGGGCAGAGGAAACCUGCGGCUGAAUAUCAGUAGAAGCUCACAGGUUUCAUUGGAGAAAGUGCUCGCUUUAUUCUAGUGGGAAAGAUAUAUUACGGAUUCUGCGCGCAGUUACUCAUUCUGAGGACAACAUGCCUCAGACGUCACCGCUGACAGGCAUGCUGGUUUCCAGUGGUUACAACAAGAACCAGAACCAGACCAAGGAAGAGGGACUGUAUUACCAUGACAACACCCUGGUAUCCGGCUCGCUCGAGGCCCUCAUCCACCACCUUGUCCCCAGCAUGGACUACUACCCUGACAGGACAUACAUCUUCACCUUCCUGCUCUCCUCUCGUCUGUUCAUCCGCCCCUACGAGCUCAUGUCCAAAGUCUGUCACCUGUGUAUGGAACAGCAGAGACUGAGCGACCCUCAGGCAGACAAGAUGAGGAUCAGGAAGAUGGCUCCCAAGAUACUUCAGCUGCUUCAGGAGUGGACGGAGACGUUCUCCUACGACUUCCGAGACGAGAGGAUGAUGAGGAGCCUGAAGGAGCUGACCCAACGCCUGUCCUCGGGAGACGAGCUGUACAGGAAGGUGGUUCACCAGAUGAUUCAGGUCCUAAUCAGGAAGCUGACUACUCUGAGCCAGUACGAGGAGGCCCUGGUGAAGAUCAAUGCUACGGCCACAGACAGACUGACCGUGCUCAAGGCCAAGCCUCAGGCCAUCCAGAGGGACAUGCUGUCCAUCUGCAACGACCCCUUCACCAUGGCCCAGCAACUCACUCACAUAGAACUGGAGAGACUGAGCAACAUUGAACCAGAGGAAUUUAUCCAGGCCUUUGAGAAGAAAGACCUUCUGGACAAUGAUAAGAGCUGUUUCAGCGACCAGAAGAAGGCUGGUAGCUUGGAGGCGUAUGUAGAGUGGUUCAACAGACUAAGUUUCCUGGUGGCCACAGAGAUCUGCAUGCCCGUAAAGAAGAAGCAGCGAGCGCGAGUCAUGGAGUUCUUCAUCGACGUGGCGCGGGAAUGUUUCAACAUCGGUAACUUCAACUCCCUCAUGGCCAUUAUCUCUGGGAUGAACAUGAGUCCUGUGUCUCGACUGAAGAAGACCUGGAGCAAAGUCAAGACUGCCAAGUUUGACAUCUUGGAGCACCAAAUGGAUCCUUCCGGUAACUUCUACAAUUACAGAACGGCAUUGAGAGGAGCGACACAGAGGUCUAGAACAGCCAACAGCACUAGAGAGAAGAUUGUUAUCCCGUUCUUCAGCCUACUGAUUAAAGACAUCUACUUCCUGAAUGAGGGAUGUUCCAACAGGAUGCAGAAUGGACACGUUAACUUUGAGAAAUUCUGGGAGAUGGCGAAGCGGGUCAGCGAGUUCAUGGUUUGGAAGAAGGUGGAGUGUCCGUUUGAGAAGGACCGCAAAAUCCUCCAGUACCUGCUCACCGCACCGGUUUUCAGCGAGGACACUCUGUAUCUAGCCUCUUAUGAGAGUGAAGGCCCUGAGAACCACAUGGAGAAGGACAGAUGGAAGUCUCUGAGAUCCACUCUGCUAAGUAGAGUCUAGAUGCUUCUGAACAGAACCCUGUCAAACCCAUCUGACAACCAAGCCUUACCCUGCGGUGAUGUCCGGAUAACAGCGUCCCUGUUUGGAAGGGAAACAACAAUCUGAACUGUACUAUUCAGCAGGGGACAGUACCUUUUUCCUGUUCCUCAGUCAUGGAUUUCUAGCUAAGAAUCCCUCCAGUUGAUUGGCUCUUCUUCGCGCUACAUUUCCAGGACAGCUUUUUUCAUCUCUUUGUAUGAAUUUUGUAGUCUUUUAUUAAAGACGUUACGCCCAUUAACGACGAGAAGAGGAAUACCCAGGGAGAUGCUUUGUUGUUGUUGUCCUUUUUCUCGUCUGCUGAAAACCUUUUUUUUUUUUUAAAACACACCAUGUAUGUAUUCACACCAAGUGAAAACCACAGUUGAUGCAAAUUGUCCCCGUGACAUUUUCAAGAUGUAUUUUCCUUUCUACAGAAGCUAGGAGUUGUCUGCUGGUUAGCCGACUCGGUUCGAACAGGUGCAACGAACGAGAUGCUUUUUCUCUCUUUUAAAUAAGCCACCAUUUUGUUUACUGGGAACCAGUAUACUGUGUAAUAGUGUUAAUCCUAACCUACAGCAACGUUGGUAGAGAUAUAUGAAGCUAACAUUAUUUGUAGUGUUUGUUUGUUUGUUUGUGUGUGUAAUAUUUGUUUUAAUACGCUUUUUUUUCUCUUCUUCUUCUAUGGUCAUUUGUUUGUCUACGGUUAUUGCAGAUGUGUUCCAUAUUAACCCAGUUUGGUCGACCCAAGCCUUGACAACUUUACCGCUAAAUAUGUUCAAAGUGCAUUGGAUAGAUAUUAUGAUGUCAUUUUUUUUUUGUGUGUUUGUGUUGAUAUAAAGCUUUGUGAUAUUCUACAACAGGAAGAAACCCCUUCUCUCCUCAUCCUUUCUCAAUGGGACACUUCAGCCACGGGCAGAGAGGUGUGUGGGGAUUUUGUGAAGAUGGAUAAUGGCACCCUAUUCCCUAUGUAGUGCACUACUUUUGAUAAUCAGUGUUAUAAGGCUCUGCCACUAGCCAGUAUGUCCCUAUGUCCCUGUUAAUCAGUGUUAUAACACUCUGCCACUAGCCAGUAUGUCCCUGUUAAUCAGUGUUAUAACACUCUGCCACUAGCCAGUAUGUCCCUGUUAAUCAGUGUUAUAACGCUCUGCCACUAGCCAGUAUGUCCCUGUUAAUCAGUGUUAUAACGCUCUGCCACUAGCCAGUAUGUCCCUAUGUCCAUGUUAAUCAGUGUUAUAACGCUCUGCCACUAGCCAGUAUGUCCCUGUUAAUCAGUGUUAUAACACUCUGCCACUAGCCAGUAUGUCCCUGUUAAUCAGUGUUAUAACGCUCUGCCACUAGCCAGUAUGUCCCUAUGUCCAUGUUAAUCAGUGUUAUAACACUCUGCCACUAGCCAGUAUGUCCCUGUGUCCCUGUUAAUCAGUGUUAUAACACUCUGCCACUAGCCAGUAUGUCCCUGUGUCCCUGUUAAUCAGUGUUAUAAGGCUCUGCCACUAGCCAGUAUGUCCCUAUGUCCCUGUUAAUCAGUGUUAUAACACUCUGCCACUAGCCAGUAUGUCCCUGUUAAUCAGUGUUAUAACACUCUGCCACUAGCCAGUAUGUCCCUGUUAAUCAGUGUUAUAACACUCUGACACUAGCCAGUAUGUCCCUAUGUCCCUGUUAAUCAGUGUUAUAACACUCUGCCACUAGCCAGUAUGUCCCUGUUAAUCAGUGUUAUAACACUCUGCCACUAGCCAGUAUGUCCCUGUUAAUCAGUGUUAUAACACUCUGCCACUAGCCAGUAUGUCCCUGUUAAUCAGUGUUAUAACACUCUGCCACUAGCCAGUAUGUCCCUGUUAAUCAGUUAUAACACUCUACCACUAGCCAGUAUGUCCCUAUGUCUCUGUUAAUCAGUGUUAUAACACUCUGCCACUAGCCAGUAUGUCCCUAUGUCCCUGUUAAUCAGUGUUAUAACACUCUGCCACUAGCCAGUAUGUCCCUGUUAAUCAGUGUUAUAACACUCUGCCACUAGCCAGUAUGUCCCUGUUAAUCAGUGUUAUAACACUCUGCCACUAGCCAGUAUGUCCCUGUGUCCCUGUUAAUCAGUGUUAUAACACUCUGCCAUUAGCCAGUAUGUCCAUGUUAAUCAGUGUUAUAACACUCUGCCACUAGCCAGUAUGUCCCUAUGUCUCUGUUAAUCAGUGUUAUAACACUCUGCCACUAGCCAGUAUGUCCAUAUGUCCCUGUUAAUCAGUGUUAUAACACUCUGCCACUAGCCAGUAUGUCCCUGUUAAUCAGUGUUAUAACACUCUGCCACCAGCCAGUAUGUCCCUGUUAAUCAGUGUUAUAACACUCUGCCACUAGCCAGUAUGUCCCUAUGUCCCUGUUAAUCAGUGUUAUAACACUCUGCCACUAGCCAGUAUGUCCCUGUUAAUCAGUGUUAUAACACUCUGCCACUAGCCAGUAUGUCCCUAUGUACCUGUUAAUCAGUGUUAUAACACUCUGCCACUAGCCAGUAUGUCCCUGUUAAUCAGUGUUAUAAGGCUCUGCCACUAGCCAGUAUGUCCCUAUGUCCCUGUUAAUCAGUGUUAUAACACUCUGCCACUAGCCAGUAUGUCCCUAUGUCCCUGUUAAUCAGUGUUAUAACACUCUGCCACUAGCCAGUAUGUCCCUAUGUCCCUGUUAAUCAGUGUUAUAACGCUCUGCCACUAGCCAGUAUGUCCCUAUGUCCAUGUUAAUCAGUGUUAUAACGCUCUGCCACUAGCCAGUAUGUCCCUGUUAAUCAGUGUUAUAACACUCUGCCACUAGCCAGUAUGUCCCUGUUAAUCAGUGUUAUAACACUCUGCCACUAGCCAGUAUGUCCCUGUUAAUCAGUGUUAUAACACUCUGCCACUAGCCAGUAUGUCCCUGUGUCCCUGUUAAUCAGUGUUAUAACACUCUGCCAUUAGCCAGUAUGUCCAUGUUAAUCAGUGUUAUAACACUCUGCCACUAGCCAGUAUGUCCCUAUGUCUCUGUUAAUCAGUGUUAUAACACUCUGCCACUAGCCAGUAUGUCCAUAUGUCCCUGUUAAUCAGUGUUAUAACACUCUGCCACUAGCCAGUAUGUCCCUGUUAAUCAGUGUUAUAACACUCUGCCACCAGCCAGUAUGUCCCUGUUAAUCAGUGUUAUAACACUCUGCCACUAGCCAGUAUGUCCCUAUGUCCCUGUUAAUCAGUGUUAUAACACUCUGCCACUAGCCAGUAUGUCCCUGUUAAUCAGUGUUAUAACACUCUGCCACUAGCCAGUAUGUCCCUAUGUACCUGUUAAUCAGUGUUAUAACACUCUGCCACUAGCCAGUAUGUCCCUAUGUCCCUGUUAAUCAGUGUUAUAACACUCUGCCACUAGCCAGUAUGUCCCUAUGUCCCUGUUAAUCAGUGUUAUAACGCUCUGCCACUAGCCAGUAUGUCCCUAUGUCCAUGUUAAUCAGUGUUAUAACGCUCUGCCACUAGCCAGUAUGUCCCUGUUAAUCAGUGUUAUAAGGCUCUGCCACAAGCCAGUAUGUCCCUAUGUCCCUGUUAAUCAGUGUUAUAACGCUCUGCCACUAGCCAGUAUGUCCCUGUUAAUCAGUGUUAUAACGCUCUGCCACUAGCCAGUAUGUCCCUGUUAAUCAGUGUUAUAACGCUCUGCCACUAGCCAGUAUGUCCCUGUUAAUCAGUGUUAUAACGCUCUGCCACUAGCCAGUAUGUCCCUGUUAAUCAGUGUUAUAACGCUCUGCCACUAGCCAGUAUGUCCCUGUUAAUCAGUGUUAUAACGCUCUGCCACUAGCCAGCCACUCUGCUGGAAUAAAUAUAGACUUGGAGGACUGGACUGUACGCUUCAAUCACUCCAGAUCAUCCAUCCUGUGUUAGAGUGCCUGUACCUACACACACACUGCACUCCCUCUCAUGAGUUUGAUAGUACAGAAAUACAAUGUGGUUGUAUCGCCCCCUGGUGGUUGAGUGAAUGAGUUGUCUGUAUAUGAUGUGUGAGAGCUGAGGAUUUGGAAGGUUUUUUCCUCUGUUUAAUGCUGGAUCAAACUUUCCUUUUCUCCUAUAUUUUUUUUCUUCUUCAUAUUGUAAUUUUCACCAAAUGUUGUUUUAUUUAUGAUCCUCUGUGUAGUUAUUAUUUCAUGUUAUGGAUAUUUACGAUUAUUUUAUUGUAUUUCUGCUUAUUUAAUUUUGUACUAGGUACAUAAUAUACUUCAGUAGUUAUCAGAUAUUAGCCUAACAAUUUUUUUUUAUACAGGUUUAUAUGAAAACACUUUCGUGGUACAAGCUAACACUAUGAAGUAAAAAAUGAUGGGCGCGUUCCCGGCCGACUACAUUGCAGGUGUUGCAUAGCCGAUGUCUAUCCAGGCAUUGUGAGAUCUAGCAGGCAUCUGUAAUUUAGUCAGUCUGGAACGUGGCCAUUGACUGAUGUCUAGCUUGCCUUGUCUUUGCAUUUCUCCGCUCUACAUGAUACUGUGGUUUACUGUGUAAAUGAUUCUGUUUUUCCUACCUGUGUUUAUCUGUUUUAAUUUGGACUGUUACGAUGGAAUAGAGGAUCUGUUUAUUACUGAGUUAGUUGUGUUUAAAAGAGAAAGUGACAAAGUUAAUAAAAGAUUGCCUAAAAAGGGA
Molecule: messenger RNA, 6378 nt
Organism: Salmo salar (Atlantic salmon)
Lineage: Eukaryota; Metazoa; Chordata; Actinopteri; Salmoniformes; Salmonidae
Source: RefSeq, a predicted model, not a curated record